AUGACUUUGUUGCACAAAUCUCUGCGCAAUAUAAAGGAAAUAUGUUGCACGAGUGCUGUUACAUCAAUACAAAGUAGCUUCGGGAAACAUUCGCAAACCAGUCUCUACAAACUGUUUAGGUCUGCGGAAAUAACUAGCACUGCUCGCAACGAUCCUCAGUCACGCUCAGCCCUGAACGGGGACUGCGGUCCACUUCCAAGCGAAACAUCUUCGAUGUCCGAUACGCCAAACCACAUCUGCUCAGUGGCGCGGUCAUUCCCAGUCGUCGAAAUGGUUCAGGCUGGUUCACGGAGCUCAAGUCAAGCACUGCUCAGUGGGUGA
Messenger RNA from Puccinia graminis f. sp. tritici CRL 75-36-700-3, 321 nucleotides. RefSeq lists its product as uncharacterized. Lineage: Eukaryota; Fungi; Basidiomycota; Pucciniomycetes; Pucciniales; Pucciniaceae. The coding region runs from base 1 to 321 and encodes 106 amino acids. The transcript is spliced from 2 exons. The record is from RefSeq and is a predicted model, not a curated record.